Triticum turgidum subsp. durum (durum wheat) is the source of this 2196-nucleotide messenger RNA. Lineage: Eukaryota; Viridiplantae; Streptophyta; Magnoliopsida; Poales; Poaceae. The record is from the annotation of a GenBank genome assembly.
AUGGCCGGUGUGGGAAUAAAGGGCGUGGGAGAGCGGAAAAAAAUUGCGGGCUCCACACAAGAGAAAACCGCAAACACCCCGUUAAACCUCCACGGUGACUGCAUACGCCGGCGCUGCUGCCUCGCACAACUUCGAGGGGGAGCUGUCCGCGGCGAGCGAAGUUCGGCAUCUCCUUCUCGCCGCUCCGUGGCGGCGAUGCCACCUCGGGCUAUCAGCAUAAAGGUGGCGAGGGAAGAAGAUUUGUCCUCACACAUUGGAAACGAUGGCUUCUAUUUUGAUCUCGUCGACUUCGACAGGGUGAGGGCUUUCCAGAUCCCGGAUAACACGACUAUGUCCCGAUUGAAGGAGGAAAUUGCAGUAGAGUUCAGCAUCCCAUCUCAAUUUCAGCGCCUCUGGUUGUUUUGUAAAAGGCAAAACGGGACAUGGCGUCCUGUUAGGCCAUUCUCUACCGAAGAAAACAAUCUAUCUAUGACUAGCCUUCAUAAACUAUUGUCAAGGACCUUCUUGUUCCUGAAUCCUGAUGGUGUGAAGCUGUUUUUGGAGGUGCUCAAUGAUUCUUCCCCACAAAAUCUGAGCAACGAUGAUGGAUUAGUGUUUUUAAAGCUUUAUGACCCAGAACAAACGCAGAUACGAUAUAUUGGAAUGCUGUUUGUAAAAGCUUCAUCAAGGCCUUCAGAUAUUCUUCCGAAACUAAGAAGUCUAGCUGGUUUUUGUGCAGAUGAGGAAAUGGAAUUAUAUGAGGAAAUCAAAUUCGAACCUUCUGCCAUGUGUGAAGCCAUAGAUGCCAAUAUUACAUUUUCAGAAAGCCAGAUUGGGCAUGGGGAUAUCAUUUGCUACCAGAAAAGCUCGAAGUCUUUGAGCCACCAUGCAUACCCUUCUGUUGAAAUAUUCUUCAAGCGUAUUCAUGAUUUGAAGGCAGUUGUUCCGGGGGAGCAAAGGAAGAUAUUAGCUCUGGAAGAGGAGGUUGCUAGGUUAAAACAUCAGUCUGACCUUCAAACAGAGAAGGCAAACAUGGAAUGCCAGCGAUUUAAACGUGAGCGAGACAAUGCGGUACGACAGCUGAAUGAGCUGCAGGAUCAGAAUCCUCAGAUUUUCCUCGAGUUUCCCAUCACAAAUUUGCUGCAAGCAACGGAGAACUUCAGUGACCUGUGUAAGGUUGGAGACACCGAAUAUGGACGUGUAUAUAAAGGCAUUAUACACGAUACUACAGUAGCUAUCAAGCUAUGCAGAUCUGAUAUUUUAUUUCAACAAGAGGUUUCUAUUCUUCGUCAAGGCAGACAUCCAAGCAUUGUCAACUGCAUUGGAAAAUGUUCUGAAGUUUCAGCUCUUGUGUACGAGUGGUUGCCAAACGGAAACCUCCAAGAUCACAUUGUUUGUGCUAAUGGCUCUACACCUCUCUCGUGGCAGAUCCGCACACAGAUCAUCGGUGAGAUUUGUUCUGCGCUGCUGUUCCUGCAUUCGUGUGAGCCUCAUGCUUUGGUCCAUGGCGAUCUACGUCCUUGUAACAUAUUUGCCAAUGCCAACUUCAGAAGCAAGAUCUGCAACUUUGGUAUGUUAACCCUGUUUCUCCAGCCCGGCAACCACCAACCAGCUCUGACAGCCAGGUUGCCAUACCUGGACCCGGAGUUCCUCACCACCGGAGAGCUCACACCCCUUUCUGAUGUCUACUCUCUGGGUGUUAUCAUCCUGUGUCUCUUGACUGGAUUGCCUCCCUUGACUAUUGCAAAGAAAGUUUCAGAAGCAUUGGAGAAUAAUAGCUUGCACACGCUGAUUGAUAAAUCAGCAGGGAACUGGCCUUAUGUACAAGCCAAGCAGUUAGCCGUCAUUGGUCUUAGCUGUGUGGAAAUGACGAGGGAAAAGCGACCUGAUCUCUUAACAAAGGUAUGGCCAGUUGUUGAGCCCCUUAUCAGGAAGCCUCCUGCAGCCCCAUGGCCAUAUGUCCAAUCGGCAGUUACAGGAAGUUCCGCGCCUGGCCACUUGAUUUGUCCAAUUCGCAUGGAUAUUAUGAAGGAUCCUCAAGUGGCAUCUGAUGGAUUCACUUACGAAGCAGAAGCCAUAAGGCGCUGGUUUGAUGGCGGGAACAACAGGUCUCCGAUGACGAACUUGCCGCUAGCAAAUCGUGAUCUCGUCCCAAAUCGCGCCGUCCUCUCUUCCAUCCAGGAGUACCAUGAACAGCAGAGGCAGCCAGGUUCCUGA